Rhododendron vialii is the source of this 884-nucleotide messenger RNA. RefSeq lists its product as uncharacterized. The coding region runs from base 186 to 884 and encodes 232 amino acids. The transcript is spliced from 3 exons. The record is from RefSeq and is a predicted model, not a curated record. Lineage: Eukaryota; Viridiplantae; Streptophyta; Magnoliopsida; Ericales; Ericaceae.
AAAAGCAAGAAGAAGAAAAAAAAAAAAAGGAGGAUGAAGAGGACAUAAAAGAGGUGAAGGAAGAGGAGGUUAAACCAAAACGUUUGCAAUACAGGUCGAAUCUUUAUAGCAUUGUAAGCCUUCUACAUGAUGUAAAGUUCAAUGAAAUACCAUCCGAACAGAUUCAAAAAUCACCUUUUGCAAACAUGUUUACAAUUACUGAAGGCAGUAUUGAUGAGCAAAUGGUGAAGAAAUCUGAUCCCAUUCUUAUCAAGUUGAUAGAGACAUAUAAGAGAGGACAAGCAAAGUUUUUGCUUGCAGAGAAAGAUAUUGCUCUAACUGAUUUUGAGCUUGGUGUCAUUUUUGGAAUCACAUUUGGACCGGUGAAGAUCCACAUCACAACCCAUGGAAAAAGGCCAGACACAGAAUUUGCCAAUCGAGUCUUUGUUGGGACAAGCACCAUGCACCUUCCAACAAUGAGGGUGACAAUUGAAAAUAUUUUGAAACCUCCUGUCAAGAAGAAGCAGAAGAAGAAGCAAAAACAAAUAUCAGAGACAGAAGCUGCAAAAGAUUUGGCACGUCUUCUAACAUUAUACACCAUUGGAACACUGUUUUUUCCAACAACAGAAACAAACCUGAAUUGGUCCUACCUGAAGCUUGUUGAAGAUUUGGAAAAUAGUACAAAUUACAAUUGGUCAAUGUUCAUAGCCAAUUAUCUUGUUAACGAACUCAACUCCAAGAAUUUGACGAUUGUUGGUGGUUGCACCACUACACUCCUGAUCGUUGGUUUGGUUGUUGAAAUUAUUCUGGUGAAAUCUGAAAGUCGUGCACUGAAAAUCCAAGUCCUACCGGUAGGAGUUUUGGCCCUACCGGUAGAAACGCUGUCCAGUGGUGUCACUUUGUGA